AGUCGUAGCCCUGGAUUCUGAUCACCACAUUAGAGAGAUUAUUUUGUCUUAUUUCAACAUUCAUAUUAAUCAAGACUAGACAGGCCUAUUCCCGGUUCUCUGUCUGACAGUUAUUUAAGAGUUAUUCCGGUUCCCACAGGGGGAAAGAAACCGGGAGGCGCUGUAGAGCCCGUCAGUGAGGCGCUGCAGAGUCCGUCCUUGAGGCGCUGUAGAGCCCGUCAGUGAGGCGCUGUAGAGCCCGUCAGUGAGGCGCUGUAGAGCCCGUCAGUGAGGCGCUGUAGAGCCCGUCAGUGAGGCGCUGUAGAGCCCGUCAGUGAGGCGCUGUAGAGCCCGUCAGUGAGGCGCUGUAGAGCCCGUCAGUGAGUCUGAGCGUCGGAGGCUACGGUAUAAACGCGAUUCACAGCAGAGCGAAAACGGGCUGAUCUGAACGCCUCUUUUCAUUCCUUCCUUUCCUCUCAGCCAGCCGCAAUGCGAGACCAGACCGGAGACCAGACCCAUGAUAUCUCUCACACAACGCCACUGAAACUAGGAGGAAUAAACUGAUUAAUAAAAUAAAAGAAGAAGACAUUUUUAAUAAAAAGGAAUAGACGGGAGAGAUGGAGCCCGUUGGCUCGUUUCUUCCCGGUAAAACCGGUACUUCGCAUUUCGAUCCGGUGGCUUUUGUCAAACGGCCGAGAACCAUCCUCAGACUACUGUGCUGGGUGAGCGACAAAUCAACGAGACUCGUGUUCUCUAUGGUCGUGUUCAGCUGUAUAGUGAACGAAGGCUACAUGAACAUCGGCAGCGAGCGGUUGCUAUGCGUCUUCAAUAAGAACGCCGACGCCUGUAACUACGGCGUUACCGUGGGCGUGGUCUGUUUCCUAGGCAGCGUCUGCUUCCUGGUUGUGGACAUCUACUUCCCCACCAUCCACAGUGUCCGACUCAGGAGGAGAGCAACUCUCAUCGACAUGGUCUUCUCUGCCCUGGCCAGUUUCCUGUGGUUCGUGGGUUUCUGUUUCCUGGCCAAUCAGUGGCAGCAGACGACAGAAGAAGAGCUCCCAUUGGCUCAGGGCUCCGACGCCGCCAGGGCCACUGUUGCCUUUUGCUUCUUCUCUAUCCUCACCUGGGCUGGCCUGACGGCGCUCGCCCUCCAGACGUUCAUCAACCUGUUCCAAAACUUCAGCCUCUUCACCGAUCAGCUCGACGACAACGCCGGAUACCGCGACAACGCCCGAGGCGCGCCCGUCGCCAACGGAGUCACCGUAGUAACCACCAACCCUUACCAGCAGGCGCCUCCCUUCAGCGAAACUCUGAGUCUGGACCCUUCUGCCCUCACACCUGCUCCUGUCUUCUAGAGGGAGAGAGAGGAGAGAUGGAGAGAGAGGGAGAGAAGAGAGAGAGGGAGAGAGGAGAGAGGAGAGAGAUGGAGAGAGAGA
This is a messenger RNA of Salmo salar (Atlantic salmon), 1415 nucleotides long. The record is from RefSeq and is a predicted model, not a curated record. NCBI's taxonomy places the organism in Eukaryota, Metazoa, Chordata, Actinopteri, Salmoniformes, Salmonidae.